Sorghum bicolor (sorghum) is the source of this 2315-nucleotide messenger RNA. RefSeq names its product chaperonin CPN60-1, mitochondrial. Gene Ontology annotation, molecular function: ATP binding; ATP-dependent protein folding chaperone. Lineage: Eukaryota; Viridiplantae; Streptophyta; Magnoliopsida; Poales; Poaceae. The coding region runs from base 193 to 2007 and encodes 604 amino acids. The transcript has 16 exons. Gene Ontology annotation, cellular component: cytosol; mitochondrion. Gene Ontology annotation, biological process: protein refolding. The record is from RefSeq and is a predicted model, not a curated record.
CGCCGCGCACCCUCCAUUAGUCUCGCCCGCGCUGUCUCUAAAAUCCACCCGUCCCCCACCUCCUCGGCGCCUCGCGUCCUUUCCCCCUCCGCAAGAAAGAAACGAAGCAAACUCUCCGCCGCCUCCGUUCUUCCGCACCACCCAAAGCUCUCGCCGACCACAGCCUCGGUCCCCGCGCCUCCUUCCGCAGUCAUGUACCGCGCGGCCGCUAGCCUCGCCUCCAAGGCGCGGCAAGCCGGGAGCAGCGCCGCCGCUCGCCAGGUUGGAAGCAGGCUUGCCUGGAGCAGGAACUAUGCUGCCAAGGACAUCAAGUUUGGUGUUGAGGCCCGUGCUCUGAUGUUGAGGGGUGUUGAGGAGUUGGCUGAUGCGGUCAAAGUGACAAUGGGUCCUAAGGGGCGCAAUGUGGUUAUUGAGCAAAGCUUUGGUGCCCCUAAAGUCACAAAGGAUGGUGUGACUGUUGCAAAGAGCAUUGAAUUUAAGGAUAGAGUAAAGAAUGUUGGUGCAAGCCUUGUGAAACAGGUUGCUAAUGCAACUAAUGACACUGCUGGUGAUGGUACCACAUGUGCCACUGUUUUGACAAAAGCAAUAUUUACUGAGGGCUGCAAAUCUGUCGCGGCUGGAAUGAAUGCAAUGGAUUUAAGGCGUGGAAUCUCAAUGGCUGUUGAUGCUGUUGUGACCAAUCUUAAGAACAUGGCCAGAAUGAUCAGCACUUCAGAAGAAAUUGCACAGGUAUAUCUGCAAGAAUUUAUUUUGUUCUUAUCAUGUCCAUCCCUUCUCUCUCUCUCUCAAUUCUUUCUUUAUAUUGUAAAGGUGGGUACAAUAUCAGCAAAUGGGGAAAGAGAAAUUGGUGAGCUUAUUGCAAAGGCUAUGGAGAAGGUUGGCAAAGAGGGUGUGAUCACUAUUGCGGACGGUAACACGCUUUAUAAUGAGCUUGAAGUUGUGGAGGGUAUGAAACUUGACAGAGGUUACAUCUCUCCGUACUUCAUUACAAACUCAAAAACCCAGAAAUGUGAAUUGGACGACCCAUUGAUCUUAAUUCAUGACAAGAAGGUUACGAACAUGCAUGCUGUGGUUAAGGUUUUAGAAUUGGCUCUAAAGAAACAAAAGCCUUUACUGAUUGUUGCAGAAGAUGUGGAAAGCGAAGCAUUGGGCACUCUGAUUAUUAACAAGCUUCGUGCAGGCAUCAAGGUCUGCGCUGUCAAAGCUCCUGGUUUUGGAGAAAACAGGAAGGCAAACUUACAGGACCUCGCUAUCCUUACUGGAGGAGAGGUAAUAACUGAAGAGCUAGGAAUGAACCUUGAGAAUGUUGAACCUCACAUGCUGGGUACAUGCAAAAAGGUGACCGUCUCUAAGGAUGACACUGUUAUUCUUGAUGGAUCUGGAGACAAGAAAUCUAUUGAAGAGAGGGCAGAGCAGAUUAGAUCGGCAAUUGAGAAUAGCACUUCAGAUUAUGACAAGGAAAAGCUCCAGGAGCGGUUGGCAAAGCUCUCUGGAGGUGUUGCUGUACUGAAGAUUGGAGGAGCCAGCGAAGCAGAAGUUGGUGAGAAGAAGGAUAGAGUCACAGAUGCACUGAAUGCUACAAAAGCUGCCGUUGAAGAGGGUAUUGUACCAGGUGGUGGUGUUGCUCUUCUCUAUGCAUCCAAGGAGCUUGAUAAAUUGCAGACAGCAAACUUUGAUCAGAAGAUUGGUGUGCAAAUCAUUCAGAAUGCUUUGAAGACACCUGUACACACCAUUGCCUCCAAUGCUGGGGUGGAGGGAGCAGUAGUUGUGGGCAAGCUUUUGGAGCAAGAAAAUACUGACCUGGGUUAUGAUGCUGCUAAAGGUGAAUACGUUGACAUGGUGAAGGCUGGUAUCAUUGACCCGCUAAAGGUGAUCAGAACUGCUUUGGUGGAUGCUGCUAGCGUGUCGUCCCUGAUGACCACCACGGAAUCCAUAAUUGUAGAGAUCCCCAAGGAAGAGGCGCCGGCUCCAGCAAUGGGUGGUGGCAUGGGUGGAAUGGAUUACUAAGACAUCACACCCAUGAUACACAUCAAAGCAGGGACUUUUUUUUUCCGUUUUUGGCGGUGCAAGUUCAUCUUUACUGUAUUUUGGUCGAUGAUGAGUUGGUUGUCAGGCGGAUACAAUUUUGAGUCUGCGGACGUAGGACCUCUCAAUAGCUCCAAACGGAGCUAUAGUGUGGGAAUAAUAAAUAUAUGAACAGUAGGUUCUUUGAGAUCUGAAGCUGUAGAUCAAGAUUGGAUUCAGACACCUUGUGCCGAACAAACAGUAGUCUGAUUAUUACAUUUUUUGGCUGAGGUAAAAUCAGAUUGCCGUUC